GCCCGCCGUUCUCCAUCCGCACCCUGACUCCUGGGUGGCACCUGGUUGGCUCCUGUUGUUCUUACCCUUUUCGACUUUUUCCACCCGAUGCUCGCCGCCCCCCUUUUACACACGUCUCUUCGCCUUUCCCUCUUCUUCUCGUCUCGUCGUGAUCGCCAGCCCACCACACGUUUCGACCGUUCUGUUUUUUUUUCCUCCCCUCGUACCCCCUUCAAUCCUUUUAUUCUUCUUUUCCUCACCUCAGUCAAUCCUUUGAUAUCAAAUUAAUUUUUCCCUAGCCAAGUCUGGAUCCCGUCACUCUCUCCGGGAUACCAUUUCGUUCCUUGUCGGCUUCAUCGACUCUUCGCGAAUAUUAACUACCGUGAGGCUCCAUCGUACGAGGCCCCCUGUAGUCAAUACUGUCAUUCGACAUUGUUGCCUGUCCGUCACUUUGCUGGACCAGCACCACGCUCCUUCAGCUUUGGAACGAGAAAAAGAUCACUGCCUACCUGCAUAACCACCAUAUAUUCCCUAUUCACUAUCAGCAACAAACCCUCGAUCCCGAACGAACUACUCAACGUGCUGGUUACGACACAUCGACUCGGAAUCUAUCAGGAACUUGGGGACACCUAAUAAGAGCUGCUUGAAAGUUGGAACUGGAAGCAACUGGCCCAAGUUGACCUUCAGCCCUCGACCGCCUUUUCUAUCGCACGCUUGAUAUUACAGUCUUGACGCGCAAGAAAUGGCUACUGAGAUUAAUAUGCCCAUGGGCCCUGGCCCCCUCGGUGAAGCCGGCUCUCUCAAGAUUGAUACUGGCUCCAACAUGGAGGUCUCAAUUCCAUCACCCGUCUCGGCCGCCCCUGGCGAACUUAACGAGACACCAUCGCCCUCGACGCCCGCCAACCCGAACUCUGCCUCUCGCCGCCCACCGCGCAAGAGCACCCUGACGCAGCAGCAGAAGAACCAGAAGCGCCAGCGGGCCACCCAGGACCAGCUGACGACCCUGGAGCAGGAGUUCGCCAAGAACCCGACACCCACAGCAACUGUUCGUGACAGGAUAGCCGAGGAAAUCAACAUGACCGAGAGGUCUGUUCAGAUUUGGUUCCAGAACAGGCGCGCCAAGAUCAAGUUGAUGGCCAAGAAGAGCCUGGAGACUGGCGAGGAUAUUGACAGCAUACCGGAGUCGAUGCGCACAUACCUCGCUAUGCAGGCUAUGGAGUCUGGUAAAGGUUUUCCCGGUGCCUUCCUUGGCCGUGGUAUGAUGCCAUAUGGCCAUGGAAACAUGCUCAUGGCGGGAGAGCAGGGCGGUCCCAGCAAAGUUGUGAUUCACCAUCUUACCUGCCGCUCUCUGAGCAUCGGAAAGUGGACACGUGUAGGCCAGAACACGAUGGACCUGAUCGUUUUCUACUCGCCCGACAAGUGCACCAUGACCUACUACAUCAACAACGAGCAAGCAGGAUACAAGAUCGAGUAUCACUUCUCGUGCAUCAAGAGCAUUUGCGUAGAGAAUGCCGAUGACCCGACCAAGGUCGGAGGCAUUGUCAUUGAACUGAACCGACCCCCGAGCUUCUUCAUGGACCAGUCGCCGACUUCGAAUGGCUUCUUCCAGUGUGGCGACUUCACCGAGGACCAGCAGGCAUCUCAAUGUCUCGUCCACCACCUCGGUGGCAACCCCAAGGUGCUCAGCGGUCAACUCGCCAAACUGGUAUCACUCGAAUCAUUCAUGAACCGCCACAACACAAUGGCCUACCACCCCGACCCGAUGGCCCACGGUGGCAUGCCUGUGUCUGCUCCAGUAUCGCCCACCAACAGGCCCUCAUCUCAGCCCAACUUUGCGCAGCCGCACGUCGGUCUAUUCCAGGAAUCCCAGUGGGGCAUCUCACCAGCGCACCAUGUUAUGCGUGGUCCCGGCCACAAGAGACAGCGCAGUCGCUCUGUGCCGAUCGCCGUCGACUUCUCGAUGCUGCAAACCCCAAUGCCGUCGUUCUACAUCCAGCACCCCGGAGAGGCUCAGCCGCAGCCGCAUAGCCCCAACAUCUAUGCUCCUGUGCCUCAGCAGCCGCACGCGCUUUCGCCUGCCGGCCCCGGCCUGCGCAUCGAUACUCAAGCUGGUUUUGGACUCGAUAUGCGCCAGUAUCCCAUGUCAGCCACGACUGCUCCUUCGCCCUCGGAGUACAACAGCCCGUCUUUCUUUUCCCAGGCGCCUGAGAACACGCCGCUACCCGCAUCUAACUUCAACACUCCCUACAGCAGCACUUUCCUGUCGCCCAUGAUGAAUGCUACGAACCUGAAUGUCCCUCAGUCUGUGUCUCCCAUCUCUUUCUCUGGCGGAGACCCGGCAAUCGUCGAUCAAUCUCCUCCCAUGUCUAUGCUUGGACGCAGCGCCUCGGCCGACAUUUAUCACGGCGGCGACUCGUCUGCGAUCUCGGAUGAUGGCCACAGCCUGAACGACAUGUACUCCAAACACGCCAUCACGUUGCCAAUGCACCCUCCUCACUCGCCAGCUUUCGUUGAGCCUAGCCAGGCCGAACUUGACAUGAACCAAUUGGUCCAGUUCGAUACGGUUGACCCAUCGAGUCUAUCUCCCGAGAGCGUCCACCAAGGCAUUGGUGGCCAGUGAUCUGGUUUUGUCUGGACCGACUGAGCAUUCUUUGCUUUGGGUAAUUCAGAAUGCUUUUGGCCGCUACAUAAAAGCGUCGAGCCAAUUAAAUUUGAGCUAUGGCUAGCCCUAGGCGCUUUUAUGAAGUCUGGAGCGGCAUUUGAGGUGGUGAGGGAGUUUCAUUUAAAGACAGGAUAUGACACAUAUACCCAAUCUGGCGCGAUUUCAUUAAUGGGAGGGACGGUUGCUGGAUUUUUCGCGAUUUUCAUUUACUCUUUUAACCCCUUUUUUUCUGGUAUAUACAUUCUGGCGUUGUCUGGCAUCUGGAUAAUUCCUCUUCCCAGUUCGAAAAAAACUUAUCUCGAUGUACCUUUGUUCGCACGGUUCGGCCCAGCAUCAAGACAUCUGCAGCCUUCUGAGCGGAUGUUUUUUGAUAGGCUGUACCUUUCGAUCGCCCCCCUCUCUUUUUUUUUGUUCUUUUACUUGUUUGGUACGAUGUUGAAUUUCCUUGAUUCUCUUGGGCAUACGAAGGGCCCGGGCGGAUGCCCGCGCAGCAUUUUCCAAAAAAACACCAUUUCCUUUUGUUUAGGGAGUGAAGCAGACUUUUCACAUGUUUAUAAACCGUCGAAAAGGGUGAAGACCACCUAGUUUCUAGUAUCGCAUCAUUGUUCGCCUCUUGGAUGGCGACACUUAAUAU
Molecule: messenger RNA, 3275 nt
Organism: Pyricularia oryzae 70-15
Lineage: Eukaryota; Fungi; Ascomycota; Sordariomycetes; Magnaporthales; Pyriculariaceae
Product: homeoprotein
Exons: 3
Coding region: 722-2599 (625 amino acids)
Biological process (GO): cell differentiation; regulation of transcription by RNA polymerase II
Molecular function (GO): DNA-binding transcription factor activity, RNA polymerase II-specific; RNA polymerase II cis-regulatory region sequence-specific DNA binding
Source: RefSeq, a predicted model, not a curated record